This is a messenger RNA of Anthostomella pinea, 1146 nucleotides long. The record is from the annotation of a GenBank genome assembly. Lineage: Eukaryota; Fungi; Ascomycota; Sordariomycetes; Xylariales; Xylariaceae.
AUGUCGCCAACCAUUGCUAUUGUUGGCGGAGGCCCAUGUGGCUUGACUCUUGCACGCCUGCUAGAGUGCAACGGCUUCGACUACGUCGUCUACGAGCGAGACGAGACCGACGACGCCAGCCGCGGGGGUGGCUCUCUCGACCUCCAUAGCGAGACGGGCCAACUCGCCAUUCGAGAAGGCGGACUGUUCGACGAGUUUAAGAAACACGCCAGAUACGAUGACACCACGUUCAAAAUCACGGAUCAGCAUGGCGAGAUCUUAUUGGACGUUGGUCAGGGUCGCGACGCUCCGGAAAUUGACCGCUUCCUCCUGCGCAGAAUCUUCCUGGAAUCGAUCCCGAAGGACAAGAUCCGUUGGGGUCAUGCUGUUACGGGUAACAAACUCGACGAGGACGGCGUGCCGGUUCUCGAGUUUUCAAACGGUUCCACAGCAUCUGGCUUCAAGCUCGUCGUUGGAGCGGACGGCGCAUGGAGCAAGGUUCGACCACUGAUCAAUCAGGCAAAACCCAUAUACUCGGGCAAGUACUUUGUCGAGUCGAGGAUAUACCCCAGCAGUCCCCAAUACGGAGCUCUGGCCACCAAAGUAGGGACUGGCACACUUGACGCGCUGGGCCCGUACCAGCAGAUGAUCGUCCAGAAACAGGGCGACAGCUCUUACAGGAUCUAUUACGGAUUUCUAGCACCCGAGGACUUCGCGAGCAACGGAACCGUUGACCUGUCCAACGGUGAAGCCGUGCGAAAGCUAUUGCUCUCCAAGGAUUUCUUCGGAGACUGGGUCGAAGAAAUGAAGGACCUGAUCCGCCACUCUGACACCUUCCGCAGCUGGGCUCUAUACUCCUUGCCAGCCGAGUCACUGGACUGGAAGCCUGUCCCCGGGGUGACCCUCAUCGGGGACGCGGCGCAUGUGGCCGUCCCAUUCGCAGGAGAGGGGGUGAAUUCUGCCAUGAAAGACGCGCUGGUGCUGGCAAAGAAGAUCGCAGAGCAUAGGACCGGCGACGGCUUAGAGCGCGCCGUCCGCGAAUAUGAGCAAGAUAUGUUCCCCCGCGGUCGUGACGUAAUAACCAGGAGCAUGAAGAACGGAGAGCUCCUGUUCAACAAGGAAGGCCCGCACGCUUUCAUUCGCGCGUUGACAGACGGCUCCUUCUGA